AUGAGCUGUAGAGCUGAAGACAAGACACAAAUUUACACAUUGGAUUGGGAGAACGAUCCUUUCCAUUAUCUGGUAAGUGGUUUUUAUAUUGUUCUUGUUUUAGAUGCGAUUUCGGUUCGCCUUGCCCUUUUCUAGUUGAUACUAUCCUUCUGAUACGUUUAGCCAAAUUGCUUGAGUUUUCGCUGCUGGACGAAACUUUUUUGCUUUGUCGGCGUGGCGGGAUUUGGUUUCUGUUAUUUUGCCAAGUUGUGUGGGAGAUUUUUCGAACUUCUGAGGAAUUUUUUAUCUUUGUGAAUGAAUAACAUUGAGAAGACCGAAGUUUCCACGCGCACUUUCGGCGGAAAAUGGUUGAAAUCUGUGAAAAGGGGCGUGAAUGUGGGCUGAUACAAUAUUGCGAAGGUGUUGAUGGACGGGCGUUUUUGUGUCAACGAUUUUUCGCAAUUUUGUUUCGAUUAUGCCAUGAAUAAUAUAAAUCUCCUUUAUUUUUUGGUUUCAGGAUUCUCGAUACUCUCUAGCUCGAUUGGCGUGUUUGACGCUCGACGCUUUGAAGGAAGUAGGGUACGAAGUCAUCGACGAGUCCUCCAGUGAGAAGUUGGAUAUCUCUGAAAUCCCCCUCUUCACCAUCCCCCAUCAGAUCAGUCAGGAGUCCGGUAUACUUACCAGCGACGAGCUCGAGCUGUCCGUGUUCAAUUGCAGUCCGGAAAAGGGGUCGGACAAUUCCAAUCCUCUUCAGUCGACUCCCAAGACCGCCCUUCCCAGUUCUGUGCAGCAGCUGUUUGAUUCGGCCAUAGAAGACGAUUCCGAAAUGUUUGCCAACUCCUACCAGUCCUACAAUCGCUCCCAUGCCUUCCACGGCUCUUCGAUUUCGCUCUUCCGCGAUUCGCGCACUCUGGAGAUGGUGGAUCGGUUCGUUGAAGAAAUGCUUGUCCUCGAUGCGGAGACCCUUCUCAGGAAGUUCGAAGGCUUGGAAAGGGAUGACCUGGUAGCGUUGUUGGUCUCCAAAAAGGCGUUCAAGUAAGCAUUUGCUUGUUUUGUUGCGUUCUGAAGGUGUUUUCAUAGUGUUUCCGCAGCUUGCCUAGUGUAAUAUAAAUUUUGAAUGGAAUCUUUAGAGUUUAAUUUUUAUAGGUGUAAUAUCUUAUGUUGUCAUGUCUUUAGCUAUUUAAGGUAUUUGCAAGAUCACUUGGAGCAUUCGGACACGUUGACCCACGGUUUAGCCGACCUUUUGAUCGCGAAUCAGCUGAUCAACAAACUCUCCAUGGAUUCGAAUGCCAAUUAUAUUAUCCAGGUGGGUUGCUGGUACAGUUUAACGAGAAUAAACCCAUGAUUUCAGAUCCUUAUCACAUCGUGUCCAAGCAAACACGCACAGAUUAUGGAUGAAUUCAUGAAGCAGCCCAGGGAACUCUCCAAUGGGAAGUGCUCAUCCAGAGUCCUCCAGGAAGCCAUUCAACACAUGGAACCGCAAUUGAUCAAGAAGUUUUUGACCUCGAUGCAUGGACAGGAAUUCAAGAUAGCGACGGAUCAGUGCGGGAAUCACGUGAUCCAGAAGGUCUUUGAUACUCACGAUUACGCUGUCUUUGAUCGAUUCACCAAAAGGGUAGGUCUUCUUUUUUUUUGUUUGAGGAAGAUCUAGGGGUAUCGAGCAUUAUUGGAGUGAAUUGAAAUUAUUUUUUGAGACAUAUUUUACUUGGGAAUUGAGGCUUUUUUUUAUUAUUUUGAUUGGAAAUAUAUUGAAGAUGACGCUUUUUGAUGUGCACAUCAAUUUUCUGUUUUUUUUAUUUUAAAAUACUGAUGCUUGAGUUUAUAUUAAUGUUUCAGCUGGCCGAACCCGCCAUCUUGGAUGUGAUUGUCAAGUCCAAAUACGGAUGUAGAGUUGUUCAGAAGUGCUUGGAGACUUUGGCGAAUGCCAUCACAGAGGACACGGUUCCGGACGCCAUCAAUGACCUGGUCAUGCCGCUUUUGCAGAAGGCUCGAGAGUAUUCGAAAAAUGAAUAUGCCAAUUAUGUGAUCCAAAACCUGAUGAAACAUCAUGCUCUGGAAAGGCAACGCGAUUAUAUCAUCGAUGUGGUUAUAAUGUAAGUGGGUUUUAUGAGAUUUUUUGGGAAUUUCGGAAAGUUUAGUUUAGAAUUGGUCGAAAUCUGGAAGAAUAUUGUUCUUACGGAUCUUGAAGUAAUAAAAUUUGUUUUUAUUUUUCGGCAUUUCGAGAUGUUUUGCCAAUAUUUGGAGAUGUCUAAAGGAAUCUAAUUUUAGUGGAAACAUUCUUCAACUUUCCCAGGACAAGUUUGCCAGCCAUGUGGUGGAGACCGCGCUGGAGACGGCCAGUUCAACCUACAUGCAGCGUCUCUGCACCGAGAUCUUUGAGGACUACAACACGAAUCCGAAAGGACAAACUGCCCUCGAGGUCAUGAUGCUGGACCAAUUCGGCAACUACGUGGCCCAGAAACUCCUGGAAUACGUGAUCAAGGUGAGCCAGGGAAAGGUGGCCGGCAAAUCGAGCUGGAUGACCGAGUUCGCCGAGACCGUUAUCAAGCUGCGCCCACGCCUCGAGAAUUAUUCCAGUGGAAAGAAGAUUUUGGAGAGGAUUGGCCACUUCAAACCAGACUACAUGAGGAAGCUCCAAGGAUCAGAUCAUUACAAUGUCCCGCAUUACCGAGUCAUCAGUGACUACAGCCGUUAA
Bursaphelenchus xylophilus (pine wood nematode) is the source of this 2674-nucleotide messenger RNA. NCBI's taxonomy places the organism in Eukaryota, Metazoa, Nematoda, Chromadorea, Rhabditida, Aphelenchoididae. The record is from the annotation of a GenBank genome assembly.